GUGUCCCCCUCCCUGUGUUGUUGUGGCGAUCAGCUGGUUCCCUUUUCCCGUGUUAGGAAGACCUCGUCCAAGAUGAUCACCAAGGACUUCACUCUGCCCACUGAGGAGGACCUGACGGUGCAGGAGAUCAACAUCAGCACUCCUGCUUUACGUGCUGCUGCCUUCCAUGUGGGGAAGGAGUGUGAAAAGCAGAAUAAUGAGUUCAUGCUGUGCCGUGAAGAAGAGAAAGAUCCCCGCAAGUGCAUCUCUGAGGGGAAGGCCGUGACUGCCUGUUCUCUUGAUUUCUUCCGUAAAAUAAAGAAGAGUUGCUUGGAGGAAUUUACUCAAUAUUCUAACUGCUUAGACAAGUCCUCUAAGGACCUCGGAUUCCGCCAUUGUCGCAACACUCAGUCCAUCUAUGAUAAGUGUGUCCUUGAUAACCUUGAAAUUGAGAGGCCAGAAUUUGGAUAUUUCUGCAGGCCCAAGAUUGUUGAUACAGAAAGGCCAAAGCCAGCUGUGGAUGCACCUCUUGAGUUCCCUGAUAGUCCAGAACCCCUGCCUGAAGCUCCCAAUCGGCCAUCUCGUUAUGGCACAAGGUUCUUCUGGAUGCAGUAGAUUCCAAGAAAAUUCACCUGUGUUUCUUGGCUCUUCUUCUGCACCCAUUUUGGAACAGUUUAACAGUAAAAUAAAAGCUUUGUGGUACUCAUUUUGGGUAUGACUGAUUUCAGUAUAUAACCACCCUACAGAAGCUGUAUGUCAGAACAUGUGUAAAUAAUUUGUGACAACUAGCAGUAUAUAUUAAAUGUACAGGCAAAUAAUUUAUAAGUAAAAGAGAUUUUACU
Penaeus monodon (black tiger shrimp) is the source of this 821-nucleotide messenger RNA. RefSeq names its product NADH dehydrogenase [ubiquinone] 1 alpha subcomplex subunit 8-like (gene ND-19). Bases 73 to 594 code for a protein of 173 amino acids. Lineage: Eukaryota; Metazoa; Arthropoda; Malacostraca; Decapoda; Penaeidae. The record is from RefSeq and is a predicted model, not a curated record. Gene Ontology annotation, biological process: mitochondrial electron transport, NADH to ubiquinone. The transcript has 4 exons.